This is a messenger RNA of Alligator sinensis (Chinese alligator), 2642 nucleotides long. It is a transcript of the gene MYEF2, whose product is annotated as myelin expression factor 2. Gene Ontology annotation, cellular component: post-mRNA release spliceosomal complex; nucleus; cytoplasm. Gene Ontology annotation, biological process: regulation of mRNA stability involved in response to oxidative stress. The transcript is spliced from 20 exons. Gene Ontology annotation, molecular function: mRNA binding. The record is from RefSeq and is a predicted model, not a curated record. Bases 1 to 2016 code for a protein of 671 amino acids. Lineage: Eukaryota; Metazoa; Chordata; Crocodylia; Alligatoridae.
AUGAGCAAGGAGACCAUUGAUGCUACAGGAGCUGAAUUCUAUGUUAAAAAUCUUCUGGUGACACCUGUAAAUCAUGAGUUUUCCAUAAACAAACUCCAGAUCACUCCUACUGUCACUGCUAUUCAAACAGCUAUCCUCCAGGAAGUGCUGCAAGCCCAGCUGCUGGUCCAGUCAUUCUGCACUAAUGCAGGGCCAAACUGGGCCAACAGAGUUGGAAAGCAACGUUCAUGCAACUAUGUGGGACCGCCCCAAACCUGGAGGGAUAAUGAUGAGACAACAAAGGAAGAGAAGGCUCCUGUGAAGGAAAAGUAUGUUCCAAAACCAAAGGCAAUUCCAUCUCUUGGAAACAAGAAUAGAUUCCACCCCUAUUCAAAGGAUAAGAAUUCGGGCACCGGAGAAAAGAAGACUAUUAACCGUAAUAGAGUUUUCAUUAGCAACAUCCCAUAUGACAUGAAAUGGCAAGCCAUUAAAGAUCUCAUGAGAGAGAAAGUUGGUGAGGUUACAUACGUGGAGCUGUUUAAGGAUGCUGAAGGAAAAUCAAGGGGUUGUGGUGUGGUUGAAUUCAAAGAUGAAGAAUUUGUGAAGAAAGCUUUAGAAACAAUGAACAAAUAUGACCUUAGUGGAAGACCCCUGAAUAUCAAAGAGGAUCCUGAUGGUGAACAUGCUCGCAGGGCAUUGCAGCGUGUAGGAGGACCAUUCCCAGGAGGACAUGGACCCGAUAUGGCACCUGGAUUGAUGAAUUUACCACCUUCUAUUCUCAAUAAUCCAAACAUUCCUCCUGAGGUUAUCAGUAAUUUGCAGGCUGGCAGACUUGGGUCCACUAUUUUUGUUGCUAAUCUUGACUUUAAAGUUGGUUGGAAAAAAUUAAAAGAGGUAUUCAGUAUUGCUGGAACCGUAAAACGUGCAGACAUCAAAGAAGACAAAGAUGGCAAGAGUCGAGGAAUGGGAACAGUGACUUUUGAACAAGCAAUUGAAGCAGUUCAAGCAAUAUCUAUGUUCAAUGGACAGUUCCUGUUUGAUAGGCCCAUGCAUGUAAAAAUGGAUGACAAAUCUAUUCCACAUGAAGACUUCCGUGUAGGAGACAACAAAACACCACAAUUGCCCCGUGGCCUUGGAGGCAUUGGAAUGGGACUCGGACCAGGUGGACAGCCCAUCAGUGCAACCCAGCUGAGCAUGGGUGGAGGAAUGGGGAAUAUGGGACCAGGAGGUAUGGGAAUGGAUGGCCCAGGAUUUGGAGGAAUGAACAGAAUGGGAGGAGGGGUUAUUGGAUUUGGAAUGGAAGGCAUGACUAACAUGGGUGGAUUUGGUGUCAGCAGAAUGGGAGGAAUGGGUAAUGUUGAUGACUUCAGAGGAAAUAUGGGCAGUGGAAUGAGCGGAGGAAUAGGAACUGGUAUGGGAGGCAUGGCAACUGGCAUGGGAGAAAUGUUCCGUGGUGGAAUGGGAGGAAGAAUGGAAAGAGAUUUUGGUAGCAGUGAUAUGGCCCUGAACCGUGGCUUCGGAGAUUCUUUUGGAAGAAUGGGUGGUGCAAUGGUUGGUGGUUUUGCAGGAGGAAUGGGAACUCCUAGCAUGGGCCCAGUAGGAUCUGGAAUGAGUGGUGGAAUGGGUGGUAUGAACAGUAUGACUGGAGGAAUGGGAAUGGGGAUGGACCGAAUGAGCUCUAGCUUUGAUCGAAUGGGACCAGCAAUGGGAGCUGGCCUGGAAAGAAACAUCGAUAUGGAUCGAGGAUUUGUAGCUGGCCCAAUGGGAAGUGGCAUGAGAGAGAGACUAGGCUCUAAAGGCAAUCAAAUAUUUGUCAGAAAUCUUCCUUUUGACUUGACCUGGCAGAAACUAAAGGAGAAAUUCAGUCAAUGUGGUCACGUAAUGUUCGCAGAAAUAAAAAUGGAGAAUGGAAAAUCAAAAGGCUGUGGAACAGUCAGAUUUGACUCGCCAGAAUCUGCUGAAAAGGCCUGUAGAAUAAUGAAUGGCAUAAAAAUCAGUGGCAGAGAAAUUGAUGUACGCUUGGAUCGCAAUGCAUAAUUUAAAACUGUGUGUUCAGGAACAUUCCUAUGUCUGUUUAGCUUCUCUAUCCUAGUAAGUCAUUUUUAGUAACAUUGUAUGCUUACAAAAGCUGUAAAAACGAACUUUUAAAUCCCACCAGCCUUUAACAGUAUAGUGUUUAAUAUACUGUGAUUCUUGUUAACUGAAUCUUACUAUGUUUGGUUUUUAAAGACAGCUGCCUGUUUUUUGGAGGCACUGAGCACCUGCAGGUCCCAUUACAGAUGGUGGAAGCUGUGGAUGCUCUGCACCUUUGGAGAAUUAGGCCAAGUGUCUCUAGUCAUUCAGUUUAAAUGAAUGGUUAUACCGUUUUUAAUAAAAUAAGCCAUUUUCUCUGUUAAUCUCAAGAUUGCAUAGUGGGAUAUGUUUAGUGUUUCAGAUUUUUCCCCCAUCCUGUAUCAACAUUGUAAUGUAAAAAUUUAGACUUUUUUUCAGAAUUUUGCUUUUAUAUAUGCAUUGUAGUUACACUGUUUAUUCUUGAUUCUAAAAGAAAAGGGCUCCAAGUAGGCUGUGAUGCUUUUUGUUCUACUUUUAAGAUUACUUUUAAGCCAUGGUUUAGAAGUUCUGUAAAUAAGUUUUAGAGCCCAGAGGGAGUUUUGGAUUUUUUU